Messenger RNA from Drosophila albomicans, 1401 nucleotides. RefSeq names its product dynein axonemal assembly factor 10 (gene Wdr92). Bases 103 to 1233 code for a protein of 376 amino acids. Gene Ontology annotation, molecular function: ubiquitin binding. The transcript has 2 exons. NCBI's taxonomy places the organism in Eukaryota, Metazoa, Arthropoda, Insecta, Diptera, Drosophilidae. The record is from RefSeq and is a predicted model, not a curated record.
CAACAAACAACGACCAACAACUUGUUUUUGAAUUCUCCCACGAUUUAAUUGUCAACUAAACAUUGUAUAAAGUUACAAUCUGCUCGAAAGUAAGCCGGCAACAUGGACAAACCCCAGAUGAUUGAGCAUCUGCACGAGGCCGUUAACUACACGGUCUAUGACACCAAAUGGAUUCCGCUCUCAGCCAAGUUCGUGGUUCUUGGCUCCAAACCGAACAGUCAGGGCAUCUUGGACAUUUACGAACUAAACCAGGAGAAGCUGGAGAAGGUGAAGAGUGUAACGAAGAAGUCGGCCUUCAAAUGUGGCACCUUUGGUGCCUCCUCGCUUCGCAAUCGUCACUUGGCUGUCGGUGACUUUGAGGGGCGACUCCAAGUGCUUGAUCUGGAACGGCCAGACAUGGCUGUGUACAAUGUGAAAGCCCACACCGGCAUCAUCAACUGCAUCGAUGCCAUUGGCGGCACACAGCUGGACUGUGGAGCACCAGAGAUUGUGACCGGCAGUCGCGAUGGUGCCGUCAGGGUGUGGGACAUACGCCAGGGUCAAGAGCCCGUGGUGGACAUCUCACCGCCACCGCAAAUGGGCGAUGGCAUCAACAAGUCUGCCAGCACACGACGCGACUGCUGGGCCGUCGCCUUUGGCAACACCUACAACGAACAGGAGCGCAUCGUGGCUGCCGGCUAUGAUAACGGUGAUCUGAAGCUGUUCGAUCUGCGUGCGCUGGCCGUGCGCUGGGAGACGACCCUGAAGAAUGGCGUCUGUGGCCUGGAGUUUGAUCGCCGCGACAUUAUUAUGAAUAAGAUGGCAGUGACCACAUUGGAAGGCGGUCUGCUGGUCUUCGAUAUGCGCACUCAGCAUCCGACCAAAGGCUUCAGCUGGGCGGAAGAACGCAAUGCGGGACGCAGCGUGGGCUCCAAUGGUAUUAUCCAAGGACCAAAGGCAACCGUUUGGACGGUGCGUCAUUUGCCCCAGAAUCGUGAUGUCUUCUUGACGGGCAGUGGCACUGGCUCCAUACGCCUCUGGAAGUACGACUACCCCGAUCGUCGCGUCAUAGAGAACAGCGAUGGCGCCAAGGAAGGCGUUGCUGGCAAACUGCAGAUGGUCAGCGCUGUUACAUUAAGUUCGCAGCCUGUGCACAGCUUUGAUUGGCAUCCGGAUAAGCUGGGAUUGGCUGUAGCGGGCGCCUUCGAUCAAAGCGUGCGUGUACUGAUCACCACCAAGCUGAACACGCUCUAAACAUAGCCUUAAAUGUAGUAGAAACAUCGUCUUGUAUAGUAAUCCUAAUCCUAACAGCUAAGCUGUGUCCUAAUCUCAGCCAGCUCUAGCACUUCACAUUUAGUCAGUCAAGCGUUGCUUUAUACAAAUAGUUAUUACAAUUUAUUAUAUUAAAUACACCGCACAGCA